Messenger RNA from Zingiber officinale, 1270 nucleotides. Its product is annotated as protein FLX-like 3. The transcript has 5 exons. The record is from RefSeq and is a predicted model, not a curated record. NCBI's taxonomy places the organism in Eukaryota, Viridiplantae, Streptophyta, Magnoliopsida, Zingiberales, Zingiberaceae. Bases 143 to 982 code for a protein of 279 amino acids.
CAGAUAUGCAAAUUUCCCGGUCGAAAUAGAAGCCCCAGGCUUGCGUAGGGUUUCGCCGGUGCUCUCGCGAAUUCGAUCGGCUCCCAUCCCUUCGACCCACCGCCUCUUUCCACAAGCUUCGCCGCCCUCGAUAUCCAUCCAGAUGGCUGGUAGAGGUCGUGGACGACGCCAAGCUUUUGAAGAGGUUCGGCGUGGUUAUCCUGCUCCUCCAGGACCACUUGUUCGUGGACCUUUCCCCCAGCCUCUUCACCCAGCAGCACUUGAAGAGGAACUUGAAUUGCAAAUGAUGGACAUAAGGAGGCUUUUGGCAGAGAACUGUGGGCUAGCUGAGGAUCGUGCGACUUUUCACCGGGAGUUGGCUGCUGCUAGGGAGGAACUUCACAGGAUGAACUUGGUGAUUUCAGAUAUCCAAGCUGAGAAAGAAGCUCACACAAGGGACCUGAUUGAAAAAGGAUUAAAGCUAGAAGCUGAUCUGAGAGCUACUGAACCUCUGAGAGAGGAGGUCACAGAACUACGGACAGAAAUUAAGAAGCUUACUACUAUUCGACAAGAGCUCAACAAUCAGGUUCGUUCUCUUACGCACGAUCUGACAAGGGCUCAAUCUGAUAAUCAACAGAUCCCAGCUCUGAAGGCUGAAAUUGAUGGGCUUCAUCAAGAACUUAUGCAUCUUCGGAUGUCUGUUGAAUAUGAAAAGAAAUCAAACUUUGAACUGAUGGAACAAAGACAAUCAAUGGAGAAGAACAUGGUUUCCAUGGUGCGUGAGAUUGAAAAAUUACGUGCUGAAUUGGCUAGUGCUGAGGGGAGGACACAGGCUGCAAGCGGAAGUUAUGGGACUAAACUUGGCAGCUCUGAAGGACCCUAUCCUUCAACAUAUGGAUAUGAAUAUGGCAUUAAGCCUCCUGUUGCUGAUAAGACUAAUCUGUACGGUGCUGGCUCUGGAUCAUGGGGAGCAAUCAGCAAGUCUCACCUCGCUCGUCGUUGAGAAUCUAGUUCAAUUACCCUCUAAAUAGGAUCUAUGCUAUUUCUAUUGCUGAUGCUUGCGCACUAGACAUUUAGAUGGUUUUCUAGCUUCACAAUUGGUGCAUGCUCCACCAGUUCACUCAGAAGACUGCUUUUCAGAAGCUAGAUAACAUCACUUAUUAUCUUCAUUUUUAGUCAGUUUGAGGCAUGCUCUAUAUGAUUUUAAUUUGGAAUUAUGGGAUGUCAAAUAUAUUUUAUGUGGUUCUCAAUCUACUUUUAUACUGUAUUUUUAGAUUGUUUUGUGGAUUAA